AUGAUUUCGUUACCAGCGGUAGCCAUGGACCGCCUCGGUCUGGGUCCGCCGAAGUUAAAGCCUGACUUCUUUGUCGAUCAUCGGAAGGGCGAAGUUGGGGAGCUGCGCCUGCUGCUACGCAAGAUGGCAGCAGAUUACAAGAGCGCGUCGUCGUUAAGCGCGUAUACCCACGCUGAUAACAACACGAGGCGCCGUGAGAUUCUGAAGCGUCUGAUACGGUGUAUGACGCUUGGCGUGGAUGUAUCUCGGCUGUACACGGAGGUGGUGAUGGUAUCGCAUACAGCGGACCCAGUCCAGAAGAAAAUGAUUUACAUGUACCUCUCUACGUACAGCAAGGACAACCCCGAUCUCACCGUGCUGACGAUAAACACGCUGUUGAAGGAUAUUGAGAACGUGGACCCUGUUAUUCGCUGCCUAGCGCUGCGCAACAUCUCCGCUUUUGGCACUAAGCUCUCGAAUGACUACGCAAAGGACGCCAUCCUCAAGAAGUUUCACGACCCUGCGGAUGCCGUGAAGCGCUCUGCCAUCAUAGGCGGAUUGCGCGUCUACAAGUCACAGUGCGCCAUUGCCAAGAAGGAGCAUGCGGACGAGUCGGACUGCCACGAGCACCGUUCCGCCAUACUGCAGCACCUGGUGUCGUCCCUGAAGUCGUUGAAUCUGGACGUGAUGUUCGACUCCUUGUGCGUAUACAGUGAGAUGCUGGGUCAGGGAGACGACAUAAAGCUGAGCAAGCACAGCAUAGUGUACCUCAUAAACCGCAUAAAGAAGAUGACCGAAUGGCAGCAGUGCCUUACCCUGCAGCUGCUGCACACUUACACCCCCGCUGGAGACGAGCUGUUCGACCUCCUGAACCUGCUUGACGAGUUGCUGAACUAUUCGUCCACCGCCGUGUUCUUGGCCACGGCAAAGUGCUUCCUGGCGUGGACGGCUCAUGACGACAUGCUGCAGCUGGAGGUUAUCAGGCGGGUCGAAAUGCCCAUGAUCGCUCUUAUCACGCACUCGUGCGACGAGAUCGCAUACAAUCUACUGCUUAACACCCUGCUUAUGAUCGUUAACGCCCCGAGGCUGGAGGAUGACAGCGGAGCGGGGGAAACCUACAAGCCGCCGUUUGCGGACCACUACGAGGUCUUUUUCUUCCGCUACGAUGACCCGUCUUAUAUCAAGCACGUAAAACUGAAUAUACUGGUCGCGAUUGCGUGUGAGGCAAACUAUCUGGAGAUAGUGAAGGACCUCAAUGAAUAUGUUUCUGACACCAACCACGCCAUUGCCGCGAAAUCGGUCAAGGCGGUUGGAAUAAUAGCGCUGAAGUUUCCAGCGCACCUCGAGUUUAUAAUGUCACAGAUGUCGGUCGUGUUCAGCCUGGGGAUCUCGUAUCUCAUAAGUGCCGCGCUGUACGUGAUACGCGCGUUGCUUUUGGUCUACCCGUCCGGCGUCGCCAAAUUACUGGAGAUCGUCGAGGCCUCCCGUGACUUCUUCCGGGAGCCGCAGGCCUUGUCGUACUACAUUUGGAUCCUUGGUGAAUACGGUGAAAGCGUUGAGCACGCGCCUUACACGCUCGAGGAUCUUAUUGACCGCCCUGACAUCUCCGAUAUCGCCAAGGAGUUGCUCUGCGCCUCCAUGAAGGUGUUCUUCAAACGACCGCCUGAAAUGUUCCCUGGACUCUCACGGCUGCUACGCAGGGUCAUGAGCGAGAUUCAAGAUCCAGAUCUUGUUGGCCACGCUGACUUCUACUACGUGCUCCUCUCCACUGACUUGGCGGCUGCGGAAAAGAUUGUAAUGGCCCCAUCGUCUCACGACGCUGCCUCCGUGUUGGAAAAUUGCAUAGUCGACUUGGGCAUCGCGCUGCCAAGCGUUCACUGGCUGGAUUCAUUCAACAGUGUGCACGCUUUUGACGAGGACCUAUCGCAAGGCAGCUCUCCCAGUCGUUUUUUCCCCUUUACGUACGGCGACGUAGACACUGACAUUUUGAUGACGCCAGCUGCCGCCGAAUCGCCGGAGGACAGCUCAAGCUGCGCGGACUCGUCAUACAAUACCGUUGAAGGAUACGAUCUCCCAGGAGCUGUUAGCACGGAUGAAAACGCGGCACCCACCACGUUGCAAGAUCGCCUGGCCCCCCUGCACCUGGUGGUGCCGAAGACGCUGCUGUCGGAGGAGUUCCAGAAAAGCUGGUUCGCCUGCGACGCCAUUUGCCAAAGCACUGAUGAGGUGGCAUCCGCGCAUGCCGACGUUAACUUUGAAUCACUGGAGGACUUGCUUUUCGACGUUCACAUCGCGACGCUCGCCUCCGGCAAGAGCCAGAACACGACGAAGAUGUACCAGUACGCGCAGAACGCGGCGGGGCAAAUGUACUACAUGGAGCUGACGUUAACUCCGGUUGACGGGAGGUGGAAGAUACAGGCGUCCGUGAAGUCGCAGCGCGCUGGCUGCGACGAGGCGCUACUGCAGUCCUUCGCAGACACGCUGUGCAACUGCGCCAGCAACUGGGUAUCAGGCGACGAUACGAAUUGA
Babesia bigemina is the source of this 2508-nucleotide messenger RNA. RefSeq names its product adaptin subunit, putative. Gene Ontology annotation, cellular component: clathrin adaptor complex; membrane coat. The coding region runs from base 1 to 2508 and encodes 835 amino acids. The record is from RefSeq and is a predicted model, not a curated record. Lineage: Eukaryota; Apicomplexa; Aconoidasida; Piroplasmida; Babesiidae. Gene Ontology annotation, biological process: vesicle-mediated transport; intracellular protein transport. The transcript is spliced from 11 exons.